Trachymyrmex cornetzi is the source of this 1385-nucleotide messenger RNA. Its product is annotated as aldose 1-epimerase. Lineage: Eukaryota; Metazoa; Arthropoda; Insecta; Hymenoptera; Formicidae. Gene Ontology annotation, biological process: glucose metabolic process; beta-D-galactose catabolic process via UDP-galactose, Leloir pathway. Gene Ontology annotation, molecular function: carbohydrate binding; aldose 1-epimerase activity. The coding region runs from base 153 to 1358 and encodes 401 amino acids. The transcript has 7 exons. The record is from RefSeq and is a predicted model, not a curated record.
UCUCUCAAAAUCAAAUUUCAGCGUAAUCGUUUCAAUCAGAUUUUCUUUUAUCACGACAAAUCAGAAUAUGUGGCGCAAAUAGUGUAAUCUAAAGAAUGAAGAGAAAGAAUAACUAGUUUUUAAAGUUUUAAUAUUUACUUGAGCGUCGAAUCAUGUCUUUCGGAGAUACUUUGAUUCAAGAGGACGGCUUUGGAUUUGUGGCAAGGUUACCUGGUACAGAAUUGGAAAAAUCGCGCGAAAUCGUUAGAAGGUACACUCUAACGAAUAAACACAAGGCGAUUGUUCGUCUGAUAUCCUGGGGUGCUAGUAUUCAGUCAAUCAAAGUUCCUAAUCGAGAUGGUAAACUGGCCGACGUUGUUUUAGGAUUCGAUAAUAUGGAUGGAUAUUUGAAGAACAGAUACAUGGGAAGCAUCAUUGACCGCGUUGCCAAUUGCAUUUCCGGUGGUACGAUGCAUCUCGACAACGUAAUUUAUCCUUUGUCGAUUAAUGACAGGGCUGGAAAGGAUCGUUUCAAUGGCGGUACGGUCGCGUUCGACAAUACUAAUUGGCAGUCGCAGAUAGUGAACAAUCGAGUGGUGAUGUCGCAUUUGAGCCAAAGGUAUAGCCAGGGAUAUCCCAGUGAUGUGUUAACGCAAAUUAAAUAUACCUGGACGGACGAUAAUCAACUUCACAUUAACAUUCGUGCCACCAGCACAAGUUCUACUCCCGUCAACAUCACUAAUUACUGUUUGUUCAAUCUCGCAGGACAUGGUACAGGUUCGAAGGAGUUGAAGAAACACAUCCUCACGGUCAACGCCGACAGUUGGAUCUUCAUGGACGUCAAAAAUAACUUGCCGAGUGUUAUAUGUCCGGUGGAUGGUACAGCGUGCGAACUACGUUUACCAGCACAGUUGAACCAACGUCGAUUGUAUGAUAUACCGGGUAGUGGUUACAACCACAAUUUAUGCGUCAAUAGUCCCAGCAGCUGGUGUUAUCGUUUCCAUGCUCGAAUUUUGCAUCCUACUUCCGGACGAUUUUUGGAGGUUUACUCGAAUAAUCCUGGAUUACAAGUCUAUACAGGAAACGAGUUACCACACCAACACAUUUAUCCUCCUGAUUUAGAAGAUCGUGAAUGGGGAAACCGCAAGAAUGUGCAAAUUAAUUCCUGGAAAUCGACGAAGGAAAUUGCAAAGGAGAAAGCAACGGAAGUUUAUGGCAAAGGAGGUGUUCCCUAUCGUCGUCAUGGCGGAUUUGUUUUAUCGCCCCAAAAUUAUCCUAAUGCUGAUAAUAUUGAACACUUUCCGUCCUGCAUGCUGCAUCCUGGAAAGAUGUAUACGCACGACAUGACGUACAAGUUUGGAGUGCUUUUCGAAGAUUAAAACAUUUUUGUAUUAUUUUAAUUUAUU